AAGGGGCUUCUGGUACUAUAUAUAACAGGCUAAUAGCACGAGAUUUCAUAACAAGCCGUGAUUUUCCACCAAACAUUUCACUCAAAGCCUCAUAAAAAGAUCAUCUGCUUAACUACUCCAUUUGCUGAAACAAAAUGGAGCUACUUGUGUACUAGAAAGUCUAGCAGUGGAACUUUUUGUGCAAAUAACAUUAAUUCAUAUUCACAAUAUUUUCUGAUAUAUCAUUUCAAAUCAUUCCUAUGAUGCGGUAUUAUCUCUCCGAGCACCCUUCCGUUGUAAAUUUUCGUUGGAGUCACAGCCAAUCAUGGGGCAACACGUGGUCCUUCCUCUUCACCUCCAUAGCAGCCUAUAUCCUCUUCUCCCUCUUCCUCCACCUCCUACUCUGCCUCCUCUUUCGCCACCGUCGCCCUCUCCCGCUCGGCCCCAUCCCCGCCGUCCACUCCCUCUCCAUGGUCCUAAUCUCCCUCACCAUCUUCUUCGGAAUCCUCCUGUCCGCCGCCGCUGAAAUCCACGAAACUCGCUGGUUCUGGCGCCGUAACAAAACCACCACUUUCCAGUGGCUCCUCUGUUUCCCUCUCGGCACGCGCCCUUCCGGACGCGUGUUCUUUUGGUCCUACAUUUUCUACUUAUCUCGCUUCCUCCACACGCUACGUACUUUCUUCGCCAUUCUCCGUCGUCGAAGACUCUACUUCUUCCAACUCUUCAACCACUCGAUCCUCAUAUUUAUGUCCUUCCUGUGGUUAGAAUUCUCGCAGUCGUUUCAAGUACUAGCAAUACUAUUUACGACGUUGUUAUAUUCUGUUGUUUACGGAUACAGAUUUUGGACCGCCAUUGGAUUGCCAAGCGCGUGCUUCCCGUUUGUUGCAAGCUGUCAGAUUCUGUUACUGGGAUGCAACGUUGUGUGCCACGUUGGGGUGUUGUUGCUCCAUUUCAUGAAAGGUGGGUGUAACGGAAUUGGGGCAUGGCUUUUCAAUUCAGUGCUCAAUGCUGCUAUACUUUUCUUGUUCCUUAACUUUUAUAUGAAGCUGCACUUGAAGAAUAGAAAGUUUGAAGAGACUCAAAAUUUGGACUCUGUCAUGAAGAGCAAGGAUAUUUGAAGUCUCUGCUUCUUUUUUUCCACAACAUUUUGCAUUAAACUUUUGUCAGUUGUAUCGUAAAUUCCGUUGAAGGAAAUCGAUCGAGACUCCUUUAAUUUACAGCUAUGAGUAUAUGUAUAUUACUUAAUAAAUCGAUUAUGAAAACUUAGAUCAAACUGCCUAUUAAUUCAUACAUGACUUUUCCCU
Messenger RNA from Solanum dulcamara, 1283 nucleotides. RefSeq names its product elongation of fatty acids protein 3-like. Gene Ontology annotation, biological process: fatty acid elongation, saturated fatty acid; sphingolipid biosynthetic process; fatty acid elongation, polyunsaturated fatty acid. Bases 240 to 1097 code for a protein of 285 amino acids. NCBI's taxonomy places the organism in Eukaryota, Viridiplantae, Streptophyta, Magnoliopsida, Solanales, Solanaceae. The transcript has a single exon. The record is from RefSeq and is a predicted model, not a curated record. Gene Ontology annotation, cellular component: endoplasmic reticulum membrane. Gene Ontology annotation, molecular function: fatty acid elongase activity.